Messenger RNA from Nomascus leucogenys (northern white-cheeked gibbon), 783 nucleotides. Its product is annotated as zinc finger protein 723-like. Lineage: Eukaryota; Metazoa; Chordata; Mammalia; Primates; Hylobatidae. The transcript is spliced from 4 exons. The coding region runs from base 1 to 783 and encodes 260 amino acids. Gene Ontology annotation, biological process: regulation of DNA-templated transcription. The record is from RefSeq and is a predicted model, not a curated record.
AUGAGAUUUAUUACCCAGAAAGGACCAUUGACAUUCAUGGAUGUGGCAAUAAAAUUUUCUCUGGAAGAGUGGCAAUUCCUGGACACUGCACAGCAGAAUUUAUAUAGGGAUGUGAUGUUAGAGAACUACAGCAACCUAGUCUUCCUGGAUUUAAUCACCUGUCUGGAGCAAGGAAAAGAGCCCUGGAAUAUGAAGAGACAUAAGAUGGUAGCCAAGCCCCCAGUUGUGUGUUCUCAUUUUGCCCAAGACCUUUGGCCAGAGCAGGGCAUAAAAGAUUCUUUUCAAAAAGUAAUACUGAGAAGCUAUGGAAAAUAUGGACAUGACAAUUUACAAUUAAGAAAAGGCUGUGAAAAUGUGGAUGAGUGUAAGAUGCACAAAGGAGGUUAUGAUGAACUUAAGCAAUGUUUGACAACUACCCCAGGCAAAAUAUUUCAAUGUGAUAAAUAUGUAAAAGUCUUUCAUAAAUUUUCAAGUUCAAAUAGCCAUAAGAUAAGACAUACUGGAAAUAAUUCUUUCAAAUGUAAAGAAUGUGACAAAUCAUUUUGCAUGCUUUCACACCUAACUAAACAUGAAAGAAAUCAUACUAGAGUGAAUUGUUACAAAUGUGAAGAAUGUGGCAAAGCCUUUAAUGUGCCCUCAAAGCUUAAUAAUCAUAAGAGAAUUCAUACUGGAGAGAAACCCUACAAAUGUGAAGAAUGUGGCAAAGCCUUUAACAAGUCCUCAAUACUUAACAGACAUAAGAUAAUUCAUACUAAAGAGAAAUCACAAACCUUAAAGAUGUGA